GUAUAUCUACCUCUUUCGUUGAUCUUGGUCACUGUGUGAAAGCAAAAGUGUUAACAUUAUAUCCACGCUCGUGAGUGGCUUAAUUUACAUCUCCACAGAUCUGAGACCAGUUGUAGAAAUGUAGGUUGUUAAAUUAAAAGUGCAAGUGAUGAACAUGAAGUUGACAACUUUUGAUCUUUUUGUGUUUUAUUUAUUCAUUUCUAACUGUGUUUGGUGCCAGGAAAAAAAUCCAUUUACUGUGCAAAAUGCCAUAGGUGAGGACCAAAAAGCCAAAGAAAAAGAAACACCCGGGAAAACUGCAGUUACAGGUUUUCCGAAAACGACGAAGCAUAUGUCAACGGAUAAAGCAAGGAAUCCGAAACUCGUCUGCCCGGGAAACGACGCACAAUCCUCUUUUUUUUCAAUCCCUUGUAAAGUUACCAAAGAAUGUGUUCAAUUCGGUAACAAAAACAUGUUAUGUUGUAACAAUCGGUGCUUGAAGGGAGUACCGCCACCUCCAGAAGAACCUGUUCAUAGUCCAACUUUAUUUGGGUUAAUAGACAGAGUAUGCCCCAGUGAACAUAUACCAGAACUUUUGGGAAUAAAACAAUGUAAAUCUGACAGUGAUUGUCCGCCUCGAAUAUGUUGCCCUGAGAAAAUGCCAAGUGGAGAGAUGGUUGGUUACUGUAGAACUCCAGAACCCAAAUUAGAUCGUUUACCAGUAAUUAGGCCCUUCAUGGAACCUUUAAAAUUAAUAAUGAGUUACAUGCAAUGUACACCGCCUCCGCCUGCAUUGUUAGAUCUAUUCCCUAAAGAGUGUAACACGCCUUUGGACUGUUUCCCAAAUUUGUGUUGUCAGGAAAGAGGUAAACAAUUCUGUAGACCAGCAAAGCGGUCCCUAUUAACACUUAUUACAACAGUUGCACAGCGAAUAGUACCAUCAGACGCAGCUCGCGAUUUUAUCAACAGAAUUACAUCUUAACAAGUGACUGAGUUAACUUUAAGUUGUGUGUGUGUUUAAAUAAAACUUACAAAUAUA
Messenger RNA from Zophobas morio, 1018 nucleotides. RefSeq lists its product as uncharacterized. The record is from RefSeq and is a predicted model, not a curated record. The transcript has 5 exons. Lineage: Eukaryota; Metazoa; Arthropoda; Insecta; Coleoptera; Tenebrionidae. Bases 149 to 961 code for a protein of 270 amino acids.